AUGAACAAAAUGGAAGAGGUUACAAAGCAAUUCUGCAACGAAGUCGAAACGCUAAGCAAAUUUAAACAUGACCAUUUGUUGGAACUCCUCGGGUAUUCACAUGACGGAUCCACCUAUUGCCUUGCUUAUGAGUACAUGUCCGGAGGCACUUUACACGACAAACUUAAAGCACAAAAGGGUAGAUUGCACUGGAAGGAAAGAUUGGAUAUAUCGUUGGGUUUGUCCCAAGCCAUUACUUACUUGCACACUCAAUUUAAAGAUCCUGUGGUGCACAGGGACAUAAAGAGUCCUAAUAUACUGCUUGAUGGAAGCAACAAGGCGAAGUUGGGGACUGACGAGGCCUUAAGAGGGGAAAUUUCUUACAAAAUGGACACGUACAGUUUUGGCAUUGUCUUACUUGAAUUACUGACCUCUUUACCAGUCACAGACGAGAACAGACAAGAAGUUUGUUUAAAUGAGCAUGCAGAAUAUCAGUACAGUAUUGAUGGAAAUGGCUGUAAUUUAUUGGAUAGGAAUGAAGAAGUUGGUGAUUGGUUAACUAAGGAAGUGGAUAUUGGAGAAAAGUUAAUCGAGAUAGCUCUGAAAUGUUUGAAGAAAAAGAAAAUACGGCCUCAUCAGAAGGAAGUCACCGAAAACCUUUUAGAUUUAGCAAAAUACAUGUAG
This is a messenger RNA of Aethina tumida (small hive beetle), 663 nucleotides long. RefSeq names its product interleukin-1 receptor-associated kinase 4-like. NCBI's taxonomy places the organism in Eukaryota, Metazoa, Arthropoda, Insecta, Coleoptera, Nitidulidae. Gene Ontology annotation, cellular component: plasma membrane. Gene Ontology annotation, molecular function: protein kinase activity; ATP binding. The record is from RefSeq and is a predicted model, not a curated record. Bases 1 to 663 code for a protein of 220 amino acids. The transcript has 2 exons. Gene Ontology annotation, biological process: protein phosphorylation.